Molecule: messenger RNA, 1867 nt
Organism: Scylla paramamosain (green mud crab)
Lineage: Eukaryota; Metazoa; Arthropoda; Malacostraca; Decapoda; Portunidae
Product: acid-sensing ion channel 3-like
Exons: 9
Coding region: 715-1854 (379 amino acids)
Biological process (GO): sodium ion transmembrane transport
Cellular component (GO): plasma membrane
Molecular function (GO): ligand-gated sodium channel activity
Source: RefSeq, a predicted model, not a curated record
UGGUGUGGAAUGCCAGACUUGUUUUUCCUGUUCCCGCCAGCGUGGAGAGCCGCCUUAGUAAGCGAGUUCUCGUUUGCAGCAGCAUUACAAGUUUAGCCAUGGCAGCUUGACAUGGUGAGGAUGAGGUGACGAAGCUCUAGCAGUUUUGUAACACCAUAGGAUGAGACCGGGAAAAGAAAUUCAAUGUCUGUGAGAUUAUUGUGGAGGGGGAACCAGGAAAAUUGUGUUAGAUGAAGCUUCAUCACUUCCAUGGACUCACCACCAACGCAAAGGAAAGCAGACUGCAUGUUUUGUGUAUUCCUUCACGUGUAGACAGUUGAAAGGUCUCAAGUGUUGCAGCAGAGUGACAGUGACAUAAAGGCUGUCCUCCAGAUGGCGCCACACACACACACACACACACACACACACACACACACACUCAUGUCAUAGUUAGAUCAUGAGUGUGCUUCAUGGUUUGCGUGUGCUUGCAGGUGGCGUGUGGUGAACAGCAGGAGGCGCGGGUGGCCAGUGACGCCAGCAGGUUCUUGUCCGCAGCAAGAGGAGGGCUUGGGAGUGCUGCAGCAUUUAGGCUUGGCCGGGGUGAACAGGGUGGCCAACCCGAAGGAGCCUUGGUCAAGGCGAGUGGCAUGGGCGGCGGUUCUGGCGUGCGGGUUGGCGGGGACCAUCUUCCUUAUCAGCGAUAAGGCGCAGCAGUACCUGAGGCGGCCCACCACCAUGAGGGUCUCUUACGAUGACGCCAACCUCACCGCCCUGCCCGGCGUCACCAUCUGCCCCAGUGACAAAUUUGACUUCCACAACCUGCUGAGGCUGUGGCGGAAGGCUGGGCGGCGGGACAAAAUGCCCAAAGACGUAGACCUCAAGCUGCUCGGCGUGUCCAACCUGACCCUAGAGGAGGUGUGGCGCCAGGGGGGCUUCCACCUGCACCGACUUGUGGCACAGUGCUACGUGGGGCCCGGCAGGCGGUGUGAGGGGCACGGCGUGUGGCGGUCAACAUUCACUCGUUACGGCCUGUGUCACACCUUCUCUGGGGCCUUCACCUCCACGCCCGGCCCUCACUUCGGCAUUUAUCUUCAGCUUCGUUAUCGUGGACACCCAUACGGAUACAAAUUUCGGGGAUUUAAGGUGGCGGUGCACGAUCCCCUACGCCUGGCAUCCGAGGCCAUUGAGGACGGAAUGCCCUGUCCUCAGAAGAUCACCAAAACGCGCAGGAAGCUUGGCUGUCACCGCCUUGUGUCUGUCACGCUUCAGCACGUGCAGCUCUUGGACCGCACCUCACGCCCGUGCCGCCAGAAAGCCAACUACAGCAGCAAGGUAUGCCGCCUCACGUGUCUGCACGCCCACGUCCUGCGGCGCCACGGCUGCAGGCUGCCGUAUAUGCUUGGCGAGGGGCGAGCCUGCAGGACGGAGGAGGAGGUGAGGCGCGUGUCUGGGGCCAUCUACCACCUGCAUGACUACGGCCGCUUCAACUACACCGCCGCUUGCGACUGCCCGCCCGCCUGCUCCCUCAGCAUUUACCGCGCCAACACUGACACCACCUGGAACACUCAGAGGAACUCCGUCGUCAAGGUGUUCAUGGAAGGCACGCAGAGCGAGCGUGUUGAGGAGUCUUACGCCUACCCUGUGCCGGCCCUCGUUAGCCACAUUGGAGGCUUCAUGGGACUCCUCCUCGGCGCCUCCAUCCUCUCUUUCCUCCAGCUGCUCGAGAUUCCCCUCCUCAAAGCCUACGCACUUGCUGUCUGGGCGCUGCAGGAGUGUGGGAGAAUGUUGGGUAGGAUGGGAGUGCGGCGCCAGGCGUGGACUUCAGUAGGGAGUGGCUCCCUUCACCAAGCGACACGAAAGGAGCAGACUGACUGACAACCUGCUUCUU